Molecule: messenger RNA, 351 nt
Organism: Trichomonas vaginalis G3
Lineage: Eukaryota; Parabasalia; Trichomonadida; Trichomonadidae
Exons: 1
Coding region: 1-351 (116 amino acids)
Source: RefSeq, a predicted model, not a curated record
AUGACAACUUCAAUGGGCGAAAACUUUCAACAGAACUUCAACCCCAUGAUGAAUUCAUUCCAGUCUUAUCAGCCCGAGCAAGCUAUCCCAACAAUUAAACCUCAAUCUAAAAAAAGAGUUGGCAAACGAGAACAGUUAAAAAGGCUUAAAGAAGAAAAUACACAAUGGCUCGAUCUAAUCGGAAAAUUACAGCAACAAUUAGCUGCCGUAGAAGCACAGAAUUCCAUGAUGGUAAAAGAAUUAAAAUUCUUUCAUCAACAAAUCCAAGAUGCAUUACCAUUACAUCCAGAGCUAGAGGAAAAGGCCAAGAAACUACUAGAGAAAUCACCAGAUCAACAACCUCCAAGCUGA